This is a messenger RNA of Phyllopteryx taeniolatus (common seadragon), 5716 nucleotides long. It is a transcript of the gene dgki, whose product is annotated as diacylglycerol kinase, iota. The coding region runs from base 230 to 3136 and encodes 968 amino acids. Lineage: Eukaryota; Metazoa; Chordata; Actinopteri; Syngnathiformes; Syngnathidae. Gene Ontology annotation, biological process: lipid phosphorylation; intracellular signal transduction; diacylglycerol metabolic process. The transcript has 34 exons. The record is from RefSeq and is a predicted model, not a curated record. Gene Ontology annotation, molecular function: ATP-dependent diacylglycerol kinase activity; protein binding. Gene Ontology annotation, cellular component: nucleus.
UAGAGUGACGUCACGCGCCAGCCUCACGGCACCGUAGAGCAGCUCGCCAGCGGCAGCCAGGCAGCUCGGGCUCCAGAAGAGGAGCGUCGCUGAGCGGCCACACGCUGGACCACAUCCCCGCGGAGCCUCCGCCUUUUCCUCCCGGAAGCCUCGUCCGCAGUCCGCCGGCGUCCACGGGUGAGCCCUGGCGGCGGCGGCGGCGGGGGGUCCGGCGAGAGGACCGCCCGGCAUGGACCCCCGAGCGACGGAGGCUCCGGCGGCCAGCCCGAGCGGGCGGCUCGCCUCGCUCGGGGCCGACGGCGGCGAGUCGGAAUCCGGCGCCGGCUCGGAGGAGACCUCGGCGGGAUGCCUCAGCGACGCGUUCAGCAGCCUGCCCGACAUCGAGCAGGAGAGCCUGGAGGACAAGCUGAGGGGGCUCGCGUUCCGGAAGCAGACGUCCUAUCGGAAAGCCAUCUCUCGCUCGGGCCUCCAGCACCUGGGCCCGCCGCAGCCCGCCCUGCCCCCCGCCUCCAACGGGCCCAGCAAGGAGCCUCGCACCCGCAUGGACUGGACGGAGAACGCGGUCAACGGGGACCACCUGUGGAUGGAGACCAGCUGCUCGGGCGAGCUGUGCUACCUGGGAGAGGACGCCUGCCUCGUCAAGGCCGCGAAGUCUGCGCCCAGGAGGAAGUGCGCCGCCUGCAAGAUCGUCGUUCACGCGAGCUGCAUGGAGCAGCUAGAAAAGAUCAACUUCAGGUGCAAGCCAACCUUCAGAGAGGGAGGCUCGCGGUGCCUCCGAGAUCACAACGCGCUGAGGCAUCACUGGGUGCACCGGCGGAGGCAGGAGGGGAAGUGCAAACAGUGCGGAAAGAGCUUUCAGCAGAAGCUUUUCCACAGUAAAGAAAUCGUCGCCAUCAGCUGUUCGUGGUGUAAACAGGCCUUCCACAACAAGGUGACGUGCUUCAUGCUGCACCAGAUCGAGGAGCCGUGCUCCCUCGGGGCUCACGCCGGCGUCAUCGUGCCCCCGUCCUGGAUCAUCAAAGUCAGGAAACCGCAGAACUCGCUCAAGAACUCGGCCAGGAGGAAAAAGCGGACGUCUUUCAAGCGCAGGACGAGCAAAAAGGGGCCGGACGAGUCCAAAUGGCGGCCGUUCGUGCUGAAGCCCCUCCCCUCGCCGCUCAUGAAGCCCAUCCUGGUCUUCGUCAACCCGAAGAGCGGCGGCAACCAGGGCGCCAAGCUGCUCCAGAUGUUCAUGUGGAUCCUGAACCCGCGGCAAGUCUUUGACCUGUCGCAAGGCGGCCUUCGGGAGGCGUUGGAUUUGUAUCGGAAAGUGCCAAACUUGAGGAUCCUGGCCUGCGGUGGAGACGGGACGGUGGGAUGGAUCCUGUCCACGCUGGACGAGCUGCAGAUGAACCCCCAGCCACCGGUGGCCGUCCUUCCUCUGGGAACAGGAAAUGACCUCGCCAGGACGCUCAACUGGGGCGGGGGCUACACGGACGAACCCGUGUCCAAGGUCCUGGGUCACGUGGAGGACGGCUCGGUGGUGCAGCUGGACCGGUGGAACCUGCAGGUGGAGAAGAGCGGCGCCGAGCGGCAGCCGGAGGACGGCACGCAGAAGCUGCCUCUUGACGUGUUCAACAACUACUUCAGCCUGGGCUUCGACGCUCACGUCACCCUGGAGUUCCACGAGUCUCGAGAGGCCAACCCCGAAAAGUUCAACAGUCGCUUCCGCAACAAGAUGUUCUAUGCAGGCGCCGCCUUCUCGGAUUUCCUCCAGAGAAGCUCGCGGGACUUGUCCAAGCACGUCCGAGUGGUGUGCGACGGCACCGACCUGACUCCGAAGAUCCAGGAUCUGAAAUUCCAGUGCAUUGUGUUUCUAAACAUUCCCAGGUACUGCGCGGGCACCGUGCCCUGGGGCAACACCGGCGACCACCGCGACUUUGAGCCGCAGCGCCACGACGACGGCUGCAUCGAGGUCAUCGGCUUCACCGUGGCCUCGCUGGCGGCGCUACAGGUGGGCGGUCACGGCGAGAGGCUGCACCAGUGCAGAGAGGUGGUCCUCACCACGUUCAAGACUGUGCCUGUUCAGGUGGACGGCGAGCCGUGCCGGUUGGCUCCGUCCACACUGCGCAUCUCGCUGCGCAACCAGGCCAACAUGGUCCAGAAGAGCAAGAGACGCACCUCGGUGCCGCUACUCAACGAUAUUCAGAAGGUGUGUGCAGCUGAUCUGCGCCGCCUCUCUGCUCCCCCCGACUCCUUCUCUGUCCCCCACGCCGUCCCCGAGCGUCUGCGGCUGCGAGUCAACCGCGUCGGCCUGCGCGAGUACGACCGGCUGCAGUACGACAAAGAGCGGCUACGGGACAUCGGCGUCCCGGUGGGGAUUGUGGUGGUGAGGGGCGACUGCGACCUGGAGACGUGCCGACUCUACAUUGACAGACUGCAAGAGGACUUGCACCAGGCGCCCUCUCUUGGCCACAGAGUGCACUACCAGGAUGAAAGCCGGGGAAUGCCCAGGACCACCUCAGCCGGCCGACUCUCUGCCAGCUGGAGCUUUUUGGAUUCCACUUCAGCUGACCGCUUCUAUCGCAUCGACAAGGCACAGGAGCACCUGCACUUUGUUACGGAAAUUUGCCAGGACGAGGUGUUCAUCCUGGACCACGAGGGCCCCGCGGGGGGCCAGGCGUCGUCGGCCGGCAUGCCCGAUCUGGUGGUGGAGCCCAACGCUGGUGCGCCUUUGACUCCUGAAGAACAAGCACUGUUGAUGGCCGCCAGCUCGGGGGAUCUCUCCAUGCUGUCGGAGUGCGUUCAUCACGGCGUCAGCCUGCUGGUGCGAGACGCUGCGGGUUGCUCGGCCUUGCAUAAAGCUUGUCAGAAAGGACACGCCGAGCUGGUCGUCUUCAUCCUGCAGCAGGGAUCCAAAGUGCUCCUCGACUUGCCGGACAGAGAAAAAGGGGACACUGCCUUGCAUAAAGCCGCCUUGGAGAAGCAGCACGCCGUGUGUCGGCUCCUGGUGGAGGCGGGCGCGUCACUUCAGAAAACUAACUUUCAGGGGAAGACGCCCGUGGAGCAGGCGGAGGGCGACUCGGAGCUGACCUCCUACCUGAGCAGCCAAAAAACACCUUCUGCCCCCCAUGAGGACUUGGAGACGGCAGUCUGACACACGCACACACAUUUACACACACACACACACACACGCGCGAGCGGCACUGAUGAAGAGUUGCGUCCAAACGUCAAUUGAGGCGGCUCAGCAGUGGACAUUGGUUUAUGGCCUGGCUAUUUAUUUUGUAUUUAUUUAUUCAUAUUUCUAUUUAUUCUGGCCGUUUGUGGCGGACCCGGCGGUGGAUUGUAGGAUGCGUGUGAAGUGCACUUUGGAGCAGCCGCCACGUUCGUCACGAUUUUUUUGCGUUUUACCGAGCUGAGUUAAGUGUUAAAAAUAACGGUGUUGGAAAAAAGAAAAGAAAAAAAAACGCCAAAAAACAAACAAAGCAAGAAAAGUCAGCGUGUUGAGGUGUUUCCGCCCAUCGAAGCCGUCGUGCCAAAGACAUUAUACACACGUCAAAACUCUCGUCACGGGAACAAUCCUGCAUUGAAGUCAUAUUCAGUCAGUAUUCUUUCACCAGUUCAAAAGCUACGACAAACAGAAAUGAGUGCAAGCUGAAAUUGGAAAUGAAAAGAGAGAGAGGCUCACAAAAGCCUUUCGCUGAGGAUCCGAAACGCGAGCUGAAGUCAUUUGGGAGAAACUAGAAAUCGACCAACACAGAAAAUCUUUCGUUGCGACUGCUGGGCUCUGUCCCAUUAUUUUUGAUAAAUGCUGUUUAUUUGCAUAUUGGAUCAGGUAAUUGAUGGAUAAACGUGAAUACAGUGCUGCCAUGAGAUCCGGAUGACCCGAUUUCAAAUUGUUGGUUGUCAUUCCCUGCUAAAGUCAAACUAAACAUACAAGCUUUGUAUUUUUUUUAAAAGAGCCCCAAAAAAACACAUAACAUUGCCUUAAAGUCUGCUAGCUUAAUGUUAACACAUUAAACGCCAUAGACGGGCUAACGAACAGCGUCCCUUGAAGCAAUGGAUAUUUGAACAUAAACGGUGGAGCAACACAGGUAGACCAAUAAUAUGACAAUACGGGAAUGUAUUCGUUGUCCUCUGCGGAAAACGACUAAUGUUACUGCAGCUGACUGAGGAGCUGUGACCGUCUCCAUGUAAAUCUGUAUACGAAAGCAUGCACUCAAGGAGCAGCCCAAUGUCCAUUGAAUUGAUGGGAAAAAGGUGGCAAAAACUGGGUCAUUCUUUACGUUUUCUUUGUCAUUAUGUUUCUAUAAAGUAUAUUGUAAAGGUGCUGAUUUUAAAACACAAUUUUUGUUUAAAACUUGUAUCUGAAGGCACCACUGUAUUAUCAUAUUGGUUUUGAACAUUUCAGUACUGUAUUCUAUUUCCACUUUCAGGAUAUUGAUUUAAAAAACAUUGUGUUCAGCAGAUGAACAAAUCAUUCGCAAAUUGUCUCUAAAUUGAGUUUUUUCAAAAUUUGGAGUCAAAACGUUGCAUCCACAAGUCAUAAAAAUGACAUUUAAUGUCAAUCCAUCAUAUCAAAAAUGAGAGAACUUGUCAGCGUCCAUCCAACACUUAUUGUAUGCGUGCGUGUGCGUGACUCUUGAGCCAUAUUCAAUGCAAUAUGAACAGUUGGCGUCUUAUUGCAUUUCUCUGCCAAUCGUUUACAUUACAUUAAUGUUUUUAAUGUUGUACUGAGGGCGGUACAGUACUGUACGUACAGUAAGUGCCGUUUGGUUUCGAGAUUGUCGUCUUCUACUUUUUGCUUUGUCCCAUCCUGUUUAGUGACACAUUUUGAUAAACUCUAUAAAUAUAUCAGAGAGCAACGUUGCCAUCAUAGAGGUUCGGUUUGAGCAAUUAAUUGCAUGCAACAUCUCCACUUUUGCAACUUUUCGACUCCAUUUUUCAGGUGAGCCCAAAAUAGCUAUUUGCAAAGUUGCGUUAAAAUAGCGUACGUUUUGAACAACAAAAGCCUAGAAAGUGCCACAUCGCCUAAACUUAAUGUGGGGGUGCAUCUGGGAUUUGAAAGUAAAAUAUUGGGACAUAAAGUAGGAAUUGAUGAGUUGUUUUGAUCAGGAUUUGAAUAGAGUGACAGUGAAAAUGUAUUUGAUUGUGUGAAGUGAAUGAAGAAGUUGUACAGUUUGCUGUUUAAAUUUUGCAUUGCAUAUUUUUGCUCUGAAUAUCUCAGAGACAUUUGAUUUUCUUUCUUCUAAUGAUAUGCACAUUUCCGCGCGAUGGCUGCUUGUGGGCGGGGCCUGUUCCAAUCGACUCACUUCUCGAUUUAUUUGAAACUUUUUAUUCCAUUUAUUCUCUGCAGCGUUGGUUCUGCAUGGAAUUUUCUGACGACCUCGGCAUUGAUGACUUUACAGUAUUGGCAAACAUGCAUUAUGAUUAUUAUUAUUAUGAUUAUGCUUAUUAUUUUUGGUUCCACUAUUAAUUUAUUGUUUGGAAUGUUUUAUGCCUGCUUUUCCUCCGGCGUUAUUUUUGUAUCGCUGCUGAAGAUGAAGUGUUUUGGUUUUGGUUUUAUUUGUAAGAAGAAGCUUUCUCUCUGUUCUUCUUCUUCUCUGUUGGAAUGCAUGUUUCCUCUUUUUCCACGGUCACGUUCAUCCACACCUACUUCUGCUUCCUUGUCCGGGGAAUCAAACCUUUUCACAGACUAUUAACACUUUUCGUUUAAAUAAAAGAUACACUGAUCUUU